Molecule: messenger RNA, 1884 nt
Organism: Pogoniulus pusillus (Red-fronted tinkerbird)
Lineage: Eukaryota; Metazoa; Chordata; Aves; Piciformes; Lybiidae
Product: pepsin A-like
Exons: 13
Coding region: 1-1812 (603 amino acids)
Biological process (GO): proteolysis
Molecular function (GO): aspartic-type endopeptidase activity
Source: RefSeq, a predicted model, not a curated record
AUGGGAAUACCCCAGGGAUUCUCCCGGGAGGCGCAGGAGAGGUCAACCGGGAGGCUGCGGCCUACAGAGCGGCUGCCGGUCCCGGCGGGGUCAGGCAUCAACCAGGUAGCUGAGGGGCUGCGAACGCCGGGAGAGAGCGACAAGACCGAGUGUGCUUUCCCUCACAGGAGGCGAGGGAAACGACCCCCCGGUACCGGGCACUCACCGCCGCGCAGCCGGAAGCCUCCUUCCGCCGCCCGCUUCCUGCUUCCGGCGCGGGGGCAGGAGUGGGCGGUGCCACGGCGAGGCGGGGGCGGGGGGCGGGGCGGGGCUGGGGGCGGGGUCGGGCAGGACGGGGGCGGGGUUGGGGGCGGGGUCGGGCGUGGCGGGGGCGUGGCGGCGCAGUGCUUGCCCCUGCCCUGGCCCCAGGGAGCUGCCUCUCGCCGCCGCCGCCGCCGCCGCUGUCACCCUGGGGCCGGCGAGCGGGCGGCGGUGUUGGCGUUGCGGCGCUCGUCCGUGUGGGACGGCUGUGAUUCGAGCGGCUCCGCCGGGGCUUUAAGAGAGGCUGUUUGCCCUAAUGAGCUGUGUGGCUUUUCCUGGCGGCGCUCCCCAAGCUGCGGCCGUGCUCCAGCCCUCACAUCCGCCGUGUUCGUGCCCCGAAUGAGCCCCACGAUGGUUCAGUGCUACAUGAAGGGCGUGAGGAAGAUGUUGAAGCUGCUGCUGCUGCUCAGCCUGCUGGCCCUGGCCCAGUGUGGGGUGUACAGGGUGCCCCUGUGGAGGGGCAAGUCCCUGAGGCAGAUCCUGGAGGAGAAAGGCCUCCUGGAGAGCUACCUGCAGAAGAACCAGGCCAGGCUGAGGGGAAAGUUUGCUGACAAGGAUGGGGACUACGAGGCAAUGCGCAACUACAUGGACAACGAGUACUACGGUGCCAUCUCCAUCGGGACCCCCUCGCAGAAUUUCACUGUCAUCUUUGACACUGGCUCUGCCAACCUCUGGGUGCCCUCCACCUACUGCAGCAGCCCUGCCUGCGGCAACCACAACCGCUUCGACCCAAACAUGUCCUCCAGCUACGUGCCCACCAACGGGACUCUGAACAUCACCUACGGCACGGGCAGCAUGACAGGGCGCCUGGGCUACGACACCCUCACCGUCUAUGAGAUCACCGUCACCAGCCAGAUCUUUGGGCUCUCUGUCACCGAGCCCGGGGACACCUUCACCGACAGCCCCUUCGACGGCAUCUUGGGGCUGGCUUACCCCAGCAUCUCUGCCUCCCAGGCCACCCCUGUCUUUGACAACAUGAUGGCACAGAACCUGGUGGCAGAGAACCUCUUCUCCGUCUACCUGAGCAGGGACGGGAAGGAUGGCAGCUUCAUCCUCUUCGGUGCCAUCGACUCCAAGUACACCACCAACGGCAUCACCUGGAUCCCCCUCUCUGCCCGAACCUACUGGCAAAUCAGCAUGCAGAGAGUCACUGUGGGCAUUGUCCCCGUCGGCUGCAAGAUGGGCUGCCAGGCCAUCGUGGACACGGGCACCUCCCGCAUCGUGGUCCCCAAGGCAGACCUGAUCUCCAUCCGCCUCCUCCUGGGUGCCAACUCCAAAGGCCAGGUCAGCUGCGCACGCACCAGCUUCAUGUUCGACGUUGUCUUCCACAUCAACGGCAAUGCCUUCCACCUGUCAGCCAAGAGAUACGUGAUCAAGGUGGACGGCUCCUGCAUCCUUGGCUUCGAAAGCAUGGACAGCAACUUCUGGAUCCUGGGGGACGUCUUCCUGCGCGAGUACUACAGCAUCUACGACAGGCAGAACGACAGGGUGGGGCUGUCCAGGGUGCCCUGAGCCGCACCGAGCCCGGCAGCAUCUCCUGCUGUGCCCAGCUCGGCGGCUGGCAGCACACGGCCUGCCCCAGCG